GUAUAAUUUUAAUGUCAACCAAAUUCUCCUCCCUUCAAACUUUAAUACUCUCCCCAUUCAACGUACUACUACUACACUUAUUAGACAUGCAUGCACUCCUAUAUAAACUCUCCUCUCCCCAUCCUCGCUAAACCAUGCAAUUCAACCCUUCUCUACACUAAUCUCACACUAUGCCUCCCAUUCUCACUAAAACCAUGAACUCACUUUUAAGCCAUAUUCAUCUCUUUCAAAUCUCCUUUCUGGCUCUUCUGUCCUUCACUAUCCUCCUCCACACCACCUUAUCUUACACUGCCCUACUCUCAACUCACCUCCAUCUCUCAUUAUCCACCGCUCUCUGCGUGCUCCUCGCGCUCCUCCACCGCCGCCUCAGCCGCCCUUACCCGGUCUUCCUCCUCAACUACUCGUGCUACAAGCCACCAUUCCAUCACAAAGUUUCCUACGAAAUUGCUGAAAAUUUCGUACUCAAAAAUUCUGCGAAUUUCCCGGAAAAAUCGAUAGACUUCAUGCGUAAUAUUUAUCUUAAAUCCGGCCUAGGGGACGAGACUUAUGCACCGCCGUUCAUUUUCGAGGACGACAAAAACCCUACCCUAGAAUCCGCGUUCCAAGAAUCUCACGACAGCAUCUUUACUUCCAUAGAGAAUCUCUUACCGAAAACCCUAAUCGACCCUCUCCGCAUCGACGCUUUGAUCGUCACGAGCGGGUGCUUCUCCCCUGCUCCGUCACUCACAUCUCACAUCGUAAAGAAAUUUAAUCUCAGACACGAUAUAAAAACGUAUAAUCUCAGCGGAAUGGGGUGUAGCUCGGGAGUCAUGAGCAUCGAUCUAGCUUCGAAUAUCCUACGUGGCAGUCACAAAAUUCAAUACGCGCUUGUCGUGAUCACGGAGAGUAUUACUCUCAACUGGUACUCCGGCGACAGCCGGUCCAUGCUGGUGACGAACUGCAUUUUCCGGGUCGGUUGCGCCGCCGCGAUGAUCACGAACGACCCGACUCGCCGCCGUGAUGCCAAAAUGGAGCUUGUUCACUCACUCAGGACUCAUCACGGCGCUGAUGACAUGGCGUACCGUGCAGCAUUUCAAGAAGAAGACGAGAAGGGCAUUCCGGGGAUUUCACUCACCAAAGACUUGGUGAGAGUAGCGGGAGUGAACUUACGUGAACACAUCAAGAUCCUCGCUCCGCGAGUCCUCCCGGUGAGCCAGCUGGUGCGGUACGUGGCGGCGGCGGUGGCGGCGAAGAUGUCGCGGGGGCAGUCGAAGGCGGCGGUGCCGGACUUCACGACGGCGUUUGAGCACAUGUGCAUACACACGGGAGGGAAGGCGGUGAUUGAGCAGGUGGGGAGGGUUUUGAGGCUGGAUGACUCGGUGACCGAGCCGGCUCGGAUGAGUCUGCACCGGUUCGGGAACACCUCGAGCAGUUUAGUGUUUUAUGAGUUGGCGUAUUUUGAAGCGAAGAUGAGGGUGAAGAAGAAUGAUAGAAUGUGGAUGAUUGCGUUCGGGACGGGGUUCAAGGUGGGAAGCUUGGUGUGGAAGUGUCUUGGAGAUUCGAAACAUGAGAUUGAUAAUCCAUGGAAUGACUCUAUAUUCAAGUAUCCAUUGAAGGUUUAGAAGUUUUUAGCUGAUUAAUUAAGUUGGGGUUUUAAAUUUUAAUAUGUAAUACAUUUUCCUCACGAUUAUAGACAAAUGUAAUUAUGUUUUUACAGUCAGAAA
This is a messenger RNA of Daucus carota subsp. sativus, 1703 nucleotides long. Its product is annotated as 3-ketoacyl-CoA synthase 17. The transcript has a single exon. Gene Ontology annotation, cellular component: membrane. The record is from RefSeq and is a predicted model, not a curated record. Gene Ontology annotation, biological process: fatty acid biosynthetic process. NCBI's taxonomy places the organism in Eukaryota, Viridiplantae, Streptophyta, Magnoliopsida, Apiales, Apiaceae. Bases 171 to 1601 code for a protein of 476 amino acids. Gene Ontology annotation, molecular function: acyltransferase activity, transferring groups other than amino-acyl groups.